CCUGCCUUACACUUCCCGCCUCCCGGAGGCUGAGCGUCCUGCAGAGUUGCGAGUGGCCUGCUCGACUUCGCCCCAGAACUCACCUGCCGGCGCACUCCCGGGCUGUGACCAGCCUGACUCAUUCAGGUGACACUCUAGGCCAAGGUUUCUUUUGGAGGGAGAGUGCGCUGGGUAGCUCAGACGCAGACACCCCGGGGACCAGGGACAAGGCAGCGAUGGCAAGAGAGCUGAGCCAGGAGGCUCUACUGGACUUUCUGUGCCAGGCCGGAGGCCGAGUGACCAACGCCGCGUUGCUGAGCCACUUUAAGAGCUUCCUGCGAGACCCAGACGCGCCCCCCAGCCAGCACCAGCAGCGUCGCGAGCUCUUCAAGGGCUUCGUGAACUCGGUAGCCGCAGUGCGCCAGGACCCCGACGGCACCAAGUACGUGGUGCUCAAGAGGAGGUACCGGGACCUUCUGGGGGAGGAGAGGUUGCAGCGACCCCGAGAGCCGUACUCAGCCGCUGCCGCUGCAGAGCGAGCUACGACCCGCCCCGGGCCAGCUGCGCGCCGGGGCCGGGGCCGGGGCCGGGGCCGGGGCCGGGGCGGGGGCGACAGCGAGCUGCCACCGCUGCAGACCGGGCUGCGGGAGGAGGAGCCGGAGGAGGAGGAGCCAGCAGGUGCCCCGGCUCGAGCCACCAACUCUGGUUGCAACGGAGUGCCGGCCAGCUGCGCCCAGGAGGCGGCCAGGGAAGACCGCGGCGGUAGGUGCAACCCUAGCCAGAGGGCGCCGGGGCCCACGGCUGCCGUGGUACCUGCUCAGGCCCGAGGCAGGUGCGCGGCUGCGGAGACGCUAGGCAGCUGCUGCUGGGAAUGCCAACAGAACAGCUUGGGGAACCUAGCGGGACAGCCACGACCCAGCGCUACCCCGAUCCCUGCCACCACAUGGGAGGAGCCUGCGCGCCUUCCAACAGGCCUGGAUGACCCCAGCUCUUCUGCCACCGUCGAGGCUGCUGGGAGCCCGGCGACCCCGCCCGCCCUUCGGCCCCGCCCUGCUCCCUCUGGAGACCCACCGGGGCUGUUUACCCCGGGCUCCCUGUCCCAGUCGAGCCUGCAGCAGCAGCAGCAGCAGCAGCAGCAGCAGCAGCAGCAGCAGCAGCGUACUCGAGAGUGGGUGGCCAGACACCCUCAAAUGCCCGAGGCCCGCCCCCAGGGGCCCAUUCGGGCCUGGUCUGUGCUGCCAGACAACUUCCUCCAGCUAUCCCCCGACCCUGUCAUUUGGGUCUCAGAGACUAACUUGGCGCUGUCAGAGACCCCUCGUUCUUCUCAUAUUGUCUUUCCCGAGGUCCCAGAUGAGUCCUCUGGAUCCUGUCCCGGGAACCCUUCCCAGACUGUCUUUCGGAGCAUUCGUUGCCAGCUGUCCCUGCAGGAUCUGGAUGAUUUUGUGGACCAAGAGAGCCACGGCAGUGAGGAGAGCAGCAGUGGUCCCAAAGAGUCCCCCGGGGGUUCUGAAGAGGGCCUGCAAGCUGUCCUGGGAAGCCCAGAUUGGGGAAAGCUCACAAAUCCAUCCGGGGGGCUAUCCCUAUCUCCAAGGAAAGAUAGUUCCCGCAGAAGUCCUCAGGGCCUCGGGAACAGAGGGGAUAGCCAUAGCCCUCAGCACGUCCCAACAGGACUUAAGGGCCUUGUAGGCUACCUCCAGGAUCCUUUGCCUUGGCCAGCUCCCAAGUUUCGGAGGUCCCUCAGGAGGAGCUCUAGGGCUGAGAGAGCCAAAUCAUUCUCAUCUGAUGAGGAAUAUCUUGAUGAGGACAUGCUGAAAAGAAAUCGGCGCCCACCUCGAUCCAGGAAACCUUCCAAGGCAGUAGUUGUACCCAGCCCAAGGAUGGAUGUAGCCUUGGUCCAGAAACUGACAGAUGUUAAAGAAGUUAUGGCGGAGCAACACAGUUUAUGGGUCCCCAGCACGGAUGGGCCUGCAGCCUUGGUACCCCACAGACUUUCUGAGCACAAGUCAUCCUUGGUCCCCCUAGAUGCUAGGGAGCAUGAGUGGAUUGUGAAGCUUGCUAGUGGCUCCUGGAUUCAGGUGUUGACUUUGUUCUGGGAGGAUCCCCAGCUGGCUUUGUACAGAGACUUCCUGACAGGAUACACUGCCUUACACUGGAUAGCCAAGCAUGGAGACCUUGGGGCCCUUCAAGCCUUGGUUUCUGGAGCCCAGAAGGCAGGGAUUGCACUUGAUGUUAAUGUGAAGUCCAGUUGUGGCUAUACCCCACUGCACCUUGCAGCUAUUCAUGGCCACCAGGAAGUCAUCAAAUUGCUAGUGCAAAGGUUGGCUUCUCGGGUCAAUGUCCGAGACAGCAGCGGGAAGAAGCCAUGGCAGUAUCUGACAAGUAAUACCUCUGGGGAGAUAUGGCAGCUCCUGGGAGCUCCUCGGGGCAAGCCCAUUUUCCCUGUUUAUCCCUUAGUUCAAAGCUCAUCUCCCACCAGAAAGGCCAAGAGUAAAGAAAUGACUAGAAAUAUUACCCGGAAGACUUCCUUGGCUGCACUACUCAAACAUCAGCACAGCAAAUGGAAAUUGUCCAACCAGUAUGAGAAAUUCCAUGCCCUAAAAGAAAGAGAAGAGUAUAGUGACUGAAGUGGGCCCCUUUCUCCAGCGGGCAGAUACUACCUCCUGUAACUCCACCACACAGUAGUCUUUGAGCUGCUCAGUAAGAGAAUUCAGGGAGAAUAGAAAUUGCUUGGAGUUGGUAAUGAGAGAAGUCAAAUUAAAUGGCUUGGAUUUCAGUGGACUCCAGGGAUCAUCUCAGUUUUUUGAUGGCUCAUGUGCUUAGGCUGUGAAAACUAGGCAAGGGCAGAACAAGGAACUCAAACCCUGGGUGGGAUUCCUCCCUCUCCUGAGACACCAUGGAUCUGAGUACAGUAAGCCACAUUAAUUUCUGAAGCAACAGUCCCAGACCUUGGCAAGAGAAGGAACAGAUGUGUCACAAAAGGGACAAUUAGAGGAACUGACAAAGCUCAAACUGCUCUCUGGCUAGUAGCUCUCUGGCUGGUAGCUCUCUGGCUUCUGUUCAUCUGGAGAAUAAAUCUUGGCUGAGAAUGGAAAGUACCAGAUUGGAAAUCAGAUGGCUUUCUUUAUAUGCUUUGUGGCAUUCAAAUCAGCAAUGUAAAAUUAUUACUGGAAAGUAUAAAAUUUGAUGUAAGGGAUUCCUCACUCUUCCUCUGAAUCUCACCUUUCUUGGCUAAGGUGUGAACUAAUUACUGCCUCUUGUGUGUCUGCAGCACUGAUCAGAGAAGCACUUAGGUAUGAUCCAGUUGUGACCUUCAUUCUACUCCCUAGAGAAAUGAUUGCCAUUCAGACCUAGAUUUUUAGUUCACUCAAAAGUAGCUUUCCAAAUGUAAACACAGUGUGGCUAAAUUGCAUAGUGGCUGAAACCAUUUUUCAGUAAAGUUCCUUAUGUAGCAAACAGAAUCAUCACUAGCAGUUUUCAGUAGGUUGGAAUGGUCAAGGUUAAUAUUCACAGAAGAGAGAAAUAAUCAUUCUAGGGAAACAGUAAGGUGUAACCCAUUAGAACUUUAUUAAGCUGCUAAAAAAAAAACCUUAUUUGCACUAAUCUUCUUGCCAAUUAAGAUUAAA
Jaculus jaculus (lesser Egyptian jerboa) is the source of this 3602-nucleotide messenger RNA. It is a transcript of the gene Sowahb, whose product is annotated as sosondowah ankyrin repeat domain family member B. The record is from RefSeq and is a predicted model, not a curated record. The transcript is spliced from 2 exons. Gene Ontology annotation, molecular function: protein binding. The coding region runs from base 216 to 2603 and encodes 795 amino acids. NCBI's taxonomy places the organism in Eukaryota, Metazoa, Chordata, Mammalia, Rodentia, Dipodidae.